AUGUGGGGGCCAGGGGGCCCAGGUAGCCCUGGGACCCCCAGCCAUGGGUGAGAGAACUUACCACGGAGCCCAAGUGUGCUCUGGCACCAACCCCAGAAAGUGCCAGGACCUAGGAGACUCAAUUCUUCUGAUCCUGGGCAGCUUCAUCUUGCUCAACGUCGGGAUCAAUGUGGUGACUCUGCUCUGGAAACACCUGAAGAACUCCUUGCGGACUCUUUUCCGUCAUUUUUUCCCCAGAGACAAGCAAUCCAGCUAUGCAGGCAGCCAUCCCAUGUGCAUGCGUUGCUCCGUGGAUCCCAAGAACCUAUGCUCAAGAGUCCCGCCCCGCUUCCACUGCCGCCCAAGCUUCCUGCUUGGGCACCCUAACCACCUGGACUCCCGGAUACCAGACACGAACGAUGAGAAGGCUUCUAAGUGCUGCUGGAUGCCGCCUCAGUGUGGACAUGCAGGGGCUCCCAUGGAGGUGCCAUGGGGACUGUGGAAGGAGGGGCUCAUGGGAGCUGGGGAGGACCCUCAGAUCACUGCCUUAAAGGCCCAAGCCACCUUCUACUCUAAGCAGGAGACAUCUUCCAAGUUCCGUAGGAUGAGUAAGGUGGACAUGGUUCCACUGCGCCUGCCCCAAGAGAGCAAGACUAAGACCACAGACCACAACCCAGCCCAGGCCCAGACCCACUCCCCAGUCCAGUCCCCUGGUCAUGCUCCUGCCAAGGCCCAGACCUUCUCCCCAGCCCACCCCCCUGAGCCCACCCCAGCCCAGACCCAGACCCACGCCCCCAUUUACCCCCCUGAGCAUGCCCCACCUCAGGCCCAGACCAACUCCCUAGCCCUCGGCCCUGAGCACAACUCUGCCCGGGUCUGUGGUCCGGAGCACACCUCAGUCUAUACCCUGGACCAGGCCCCCUCACAGGGCCCAGCCCAGUGCGAGGACCACACCCUUACCCACACUCUGACCCAUGCUCAUCUAACUUAUACCCAUGCCCAAACUCUGACCCCUCCCCCAGCUUCUGCCCCAGUCCCUCCCCCAGCUUCUAUUCCAGUCCCUCCUCCAACUUCUGUCCCAGUCCCUCCCCCAACUUCUGUCCCAGCCCCUCCCCCAACUUCUGCCCCAGCCCCUCCCCCAACUUCUGCUCCAGUCCCUCCCCCAGCUUCUACCCCUGCUGCUACUUCUGCUCCAGCCCCUACACCAGCCCCUGUCCCCAUGUCUGCCACAACCCCUGUCCCUGCACUGGUCAUGGCCCUGCCGACCACUCCAGUCCCUUCCAUACCCCCUUCCUCCGUCCUAACUUCUAUUCCCUCUGCUUUGUCUGCCUUCAGCCAAGGCCUCUCCACUGGCCAUGUGGUCUAUGAUGCCCGCAGGGUAAAGCAGAACUUAUUCCAUGUAUGUGCCCCUCAGAACUCUGGGUAUUCCAGAAAGGACUUAGAUACACUCUCCAGGCUCCAAGAGGGGCAUGGCCUGGUGAGCUCUGGUACAGCUGAGCAAACAUUGAGGCAAUGUAGUGAGGACAGUGCCAAACCCUUCACAGGAUCCGUAUUGGGUUACCUGGAGUUGGGGAACAUGGAAUGGAAGCUUUCAAAUGAUCCCAAGGAUGAAUCUGUGCAGCCCAAGACCUUCCCUUACUGCAGUUUCCACCCUUACAGUUCUGAGAAGCAAAACACGGACUCCCAGACUCCGGUCUACCCCAAAUUCCUGGUGUACUCCAAAGAUGCUGCACCUUAUCAACCUUGCUUCCAUGUUCCAACCUGUCCCCAGAACUCAGUGGGUACUGUGCCUCCACCCUGCACUCUUUCUCUACCUCUCAUUUCUCCCAGAUCCUUUGUUCUUCAUCAACACAGCAACCACCAGAAGCCCUCCACCUUAAUACAGACCCCCAAAUUUCCCCCAACCUCCAAGUCUCCUCAGUCUGUCCUCUCUUCCCAGGGUCCCAUCCCUCCUCAGUUCUCCACUACUUCCCAAACCCCGAACCAGCCCCAGCCCCCUGAACUUAAUGAGAAUCUAGGCCUCAACCAAGACCAUGGUCUCCAGAGGACCCCAGGCCCUUCAAAAGACACUAGAGUUUCCAGAAAGCCAGAGCUUACCCCGAAUCCAAACCUUCACAUGAACCCAGGCUUUACUCAAGACCCAGGCUUUCAUAAGAGCCCAGGCCUUGCUCAAAAUCCAGGCCUACACAGGUGUCCAGGCUUUACCCAAGACACAGGCCCACACAAGAGCCCAGGCUUUGCCCAAGACCCAGGCCUCCACAAGAGUCCAGGCCUUACUCAAAACCCAGGCCUCCACAAGAGCCCUGGCUUUACCCAAGACCCAGGCCUCCACAAGAGCCCAGGCCUUGCUCAAAACCCAGGCCUCCACAAGAGCCCAGGCUUUACCCAAGAACCUUAUCUCUGCAAGAAUCCAAGCCUUUCCCAAGACUCUGACUUUCACAAAGAUUCAGUCAUUACACAAGAUUCUUGCUCCCAGAGUUUAAGUUCUACUCAAGAGAGAAGUUUACUUAGAAGCCCAUAUCUCACCCAACCUUCUGGUAUCCACAAGAACACACCAUUUCUUCAAACUUCUGACAUUCAGAGAAGCUCGGGCUUUAGGCAUGACUCUGGAGUCUGUAGAAAUCUAGAACAAAACCAAGGGACUGUACUCUAUAGAAGUCAAGAGCUCGCCCAAAAAACUGGCCUCCAUAGUAUCCCACACCCUUCUCAAGAUGCUGGAUGUUACAAGAGUACAGAUAAUGCCCAAGAUCCAGGAGUCUCUAGGAGUCUAGGCUUUACCCAAGAUUCUGAACCACAGAAGAGUCCAUGCUUUGUCCAAGACUCUGGAAUCAACAAGAACUCAGGCCUUACCCAGGAAUCCGGUCCCCAUAAGAACCCAGGCUUUGUGCAAACCCCUGGCCUCUAUAAGGACUCAGGAGACUACAAUAAUCCAGGCCUUACUCAUGAUUCUGGAGUUUACAGGAGCCAAGAUCUUACUCAAGAUUCUGACUUCCAUAAGAAUCUGGGCCUUACCCAAGUCACCGAAGUCAAAAGAUGUGACGUUCCCCAAGAUGCUAGAGUUUACAGGAGCCCAGAACAUUGUCACAACCCUAACCUCCACAAGUACCCAGGAGUUACUCAACAUCCUGGCCCCCAGAAGACUCAGGACUUUAUCAAGGGAUCAGGCUUUGUCCCCAAUCCUGUCCUCCACAAGAGCCUUCUGGGAACUGACUGUGUCCAAGUUUUGGGCCCACUUCAGACCCCAAAGUCAUUUAUAUCUGAGAAGAUUCCUCGAAGGCAUGAUGCUGGGCAGCAUAUUCCAGGGCCUUCUGUCCCACCUAGCCAGACCUCCUCCCCCGCCAAGGCCCAGGUGGUCUACAAUGACCAACAAACCUUCUCAGAGGUGCCUAUGCUGAUAGAGCUGCAACCACCCUCCCGGCGAGCAGGCAGCCAAGACUGGGUGUACCGUCCCAUGGACACAGCUCCUGCAGCCUCCCAGAGCUAUCGCCAGAUGUCUAUGCCUCCCAAAACCAACUGGAAGCCCCACUGCCCAGGGUCAGGCACCCGGGUAGGGCAUGUGGUCUUUGACGCCCGCCAGAGACAGUUGGGAGCAGGCAGGGACAAGUGCGAAGCGUUGUCUCCCAGGCGCCUUCACCGAGAGAUAUCCAACAACUCACCAGAGAUGGCCAAGGCGUGGGGAUAUCAGUGUGUGAUGAGAAACUUAGAAAAAGAGGGGACCAAUGUGCAUGAAGAAUAAAAAGGCAAGAGAAGUGU
This is a messenger RNA of Odocoileus virginianus texanus, 3732 nucleotides long. RefSeq names its product SPEM family member 3 (gene SPEM3). The record is from RefSeq and is a predicted model, not a curated record. Gene Ontology annotation, cellular component: cytoplasm. Lineage: Eukaryota; Metazoa; Chordata; Mammalia; Artiodactyla; Cervidae. Gene Ontology annotation, biological process: sperm individualization; flagellated sperm motility.